AUGUUUCCCCUGCCCUAAGUGCUUCAUGGUGAUUCUAAUAGAGUACCCAAUAGAAUCUGAGAGUAAUCUAGUCCUUAAGAGAAGAUUGUACACCCAAAAUGUCUGCCAGAUACUAUUCAGAGCUGUGGUGUGGUGGUGAAGUAGAACAACAAAUCCAUUGGGCAGGCAGGCUUUCAGGGUAUUAGACAAGGAGUUAAAAAAAAAGAAGGGUUUGUGCUGCUGUUUUACUGUGCUUUCUUUUAUCCGUCUGAUUUCUGCUGAGUCACACACAAGCACAUGUGGAAAAGCCUGUGGCACUCUGCCAUGCUCCUCCAGUCCAGAUGGCAACAUUACCUUUUUCUGUGUUCUCCAUUCCUUCCACAUGCUCACUGUCAUUUGAUGAACUAAGAAGAGAAGGAGGGAAACCCCUUGUACCCCCUCCUCAUCCCCUCAGUUGCCCCUCAGACUGCAUCUAUGACUUAAUAACCCUUAAGUAGUGACAGUGCUGCAAUCCUGUUGUAGAGCUGUGUCCCAGUGCUGACCCAGCUCAUCUACUCCUCCCAGAUUAGUGCAAAUUAUGAAUCCCUCUGCUCUGGUAGUCUAGGCUCUCAGUGACUGGUGCCAGCAGGCUUUGGUGUGCCUUUGCAGAGGGAAGCUGGGCUGCUAUAAUUUAUCAGAUGACACUGAUCGUUAUGAACUUUUGAAGGGAUAGUUAACCGAAAAAGGAAAAUGCUCUCAUUACUCAACACUAUGCAGAUGGAGGAGUGUGUGAAGUAUUUGAGUCAACACAAACACUUCAGGAGUUUCGGGGGGAAACUUUGUUACAGCAGAAUCAAAUAUGUUUAUAUAUUGUGUUUGAACCUGAAACUUCAAUAGUGUUUUGUGCAUUCAAACACAUCACCCACACCUCCAUCUGCAUAGUGGUGUUUCGAUAAUGAGUAAAUUUCAUUUUUCGGUGAACUAUCCCUGUAAAGCGUCAGAGAGGGCUUACUCACACAUUUGCUAACUUGUGUUUUCUUAUUGAGGUUGUCACUGACCUGAAUUAAUACUAAUAUCUGGGUAUUCUGUGUUGGGAAAUUUUUUAAUAAUCCUCUGGUUGAAAAUUGUUGUUGAUUUUCUACACCUCAUUUAAAAAAAAAAAAAAAGAAGCUUUUCAAAAGAUUGUCUGUUUAUUGUCCUGGUGAUGGAUGACAAACGAGGCUUGUCUGCUGUCAGCUUUGCAGCGAGGAGGAAGUCGAACUGUGUGAAGGAGGUGGAGAAACUGCAGGAGAAGAGAGAGAGGCGUCGGCUUCAGCAACAGGAGCUCAGGGAGAGAAGAGCUCAGGAGGUGGAUACGACCAUUCCUAACUAUGAGAUCAUGUACAUGAUCCGAGAUUUCCGAGCCAGUCUAGACUACCGGCCACUGACCACGUCAGAUUUGAUUGAAGAGCACAGAAUAUGUGUUUGUGUGAGGAAACGUCCACUCAACAAAAAAGAAUUGUCCAUGAAGGAUUUGGAUGUGAUCACCAUCCCCAGUAAGGAUGUGGUGAUGGUGCAUGAACCUAAACAAAAGGUGGACCUGACUCGCUACCUGGAAAACCAGACGUUCCGCUUUGACUUCGCUUUUGAUGAAAGCACCACCAACGAGAUGGUUUACAGGUUCACUGCCAGACCUCUAGUGGAGACCAUCUUUGAGAGAGGCAUGGCCACUUGCUUCGCCUACGGACAGACAGGCAGCGGAAAAACACACACUAUGGGUGGAGAUUUCUCUGGGAAGAACCAAGACUGCUCCAAAGGAAUUUAUGCGUUAGCUGCUCGGGAUGUAUUUCUCAUGUUGAAGAAACCCAACUACAAGAAAUUAGAUCUACAAGUGUAUGCAACCUUCUUUGAAAUCUACAGUGGAAAGGUGUUUGACCUGCUGAAUCGUAAAACUAAGCUGAGGGUGCUGGAGGAUGGCAAACAGCAGGUGCAGGUGUUGGGGCUUCAGGAGAAGGACGUGAAGUGCACAGAGGACGUCCUGAAACUGAUAGAAGUUGGAAACAGCUGCAGAACGUCAGGGCAGACGUCAGCCAACGCUCACUCAUCUCGCAGCCACGCCGUAUUCCAGAUAAUUCUUCGGAGGAAAGGCAAGAUGCACGGCAAGUUCUCCCUCAUCGACCUGGCAGGAAACGAGAGGGGCGCUGACACGUCGAGUGCUGACCGCCAGACGCGACUGGAGGGAGCUGAGAUUAACAAGAGCCUGCUGGCGCUGAAGGAGUGCAUCAGGGCUCUUGGCCUCAACAAGCCCCACACUCCAUUUAGAGCCAGUAAGCUGACCCAGGUCCUUAGAGACUCCUUCAUUGGGGAAAAUUCCCGCACAUGCAUGAUUGCAACAAUCUCUCCUGGUAUGACAUCCUGUGAAAAUACACUCAACACACUACGCUACGCCAACAGAGUGAAGGAGUUUGGGAUUAGUCCCUCGGACAUCCCCUUCUCCCAGGGCGGCCAGGGGAGCCGCUCUGACCUCUCGCCCACCAAUACCUUUGAGUACGAUGACUUUGCUGCUACCUCUCCCAGCAGAGUCAAGGAGCUGACUGUGGACACUAACCAAGUGAUGGAGGGUGGUCGACCCAACAUCCAUGCUGUCAAUCAGCUGGAUCUUUUAGAUGAGCAGUGGCUGAGUAUCUCGCCACAGAGAGACGACCUCAAACUGCUCUGUGAGCAGAAUGAGGAGGAGGUGUCUCCCCAGCUAUUUACCUUCCAUGAGGCCGUGUCUCAGGUAGUGGAGAUGGAGGAUCAGGUCCUUGAGGACCAUCGAGCUGUUUUCCAGGAGUCGAUCCGAUGGCUGGAGAAUGAAAAGGAGCUGCUGGAGAUGACAGAGGAGGUGGACUAUGACGUGGAGUCCUACGCCACUCAGCUGGAGCAGAUCCUAGACCAGAAAAUAGAAAUCCUCAUCGAGCUCCGAGAUAAAGUGAAGUCAUUCCGCUCUACUCUCCAGGAGGAGGAGCAGGCCAGUAAGCAGAUCAAUCCCAAGAGGCCACGUGCUCUUUAGUGACUGGAGGCCGAAGAGAUUUAAGUGGCACAUUCAGAAACGUAACCACUAGAUGUUCAGCACAACUCAGGCUGUCAAGAGCAGCCGUGAAACAACAUUAAAAAAGGACUGUCUGAUGUAUCAACAGGCUCAAGGAAUCUCAUUUGUCAUGAUCCCUCUCCUCUAACAGAACCGGCUCCUCACUCAAUAUGGUCUUGUAAGAAAACUCGGGAAGGAAAAUAGUUUUUCCCUCUUAUAGUAGAUUUUUUUUCAUGAAGAAUGUUUUAGUUUCCUCUCCUUCUUAAAUUAUUUUCUUUUAUACUUCUUUGUACUUUCUUUGAACAGAAUAUUUUUUGACCAUGCUAAAGAAGAGAUCCCCAUCAAUCGUGUUUUUAAGGUUUACCGCAAUAAACCAGUAUUUAAUUAGUGGUUGUCCCUUGCUGACAUGUUUGCAUGUGCACUCAGUGAUAGCGUUUGUACACCACUGUCCCAAGAUUUCAGGCUGUGACUCCUCAGUUGUAAAGACAUAUCUCAUAAGCGAUCUCUUCUUUCAUUUCCUCCCUGCUGCAGUGUCGGGCUUCUUCCUAUUUGUGUUUCCUUCCUUGUGACCCUGAGGUUUCUUUUACAUGUAGUAUGCUUCAGUUUGUGCCAUUUCAUUCUAUGUGGUAACUGACCUAAAAAAUUCUUACCUGAUGUAAAACAUGUUUUCCACCCCUGUUUAACACUUUGUUAUAAAACUUAACUAGAAAAACCUGCUAUUAAUAAAUGUAUAGAGACAUAGCAUUGGUUAUGUUGCUCAGUGCUUGCACCGGAUGUAAUGCUGGAUGAAGUAAUAAAAGAUUCCUGUCUUUCA
This is a messenger RNA of Platichthys flesus (European flounder), 3821 nucleotides long. RefSeq names its product kinesin-like protein KIF2A. The record is from RefSeq and is a predicted model, not a curated record. Gene Ontology annotation, molecular function: microtubule binding; ATP binding; microtubule motor activity. The coding region runs from base 1163 to 2989 and encodes 608 amino acids. Gene Ontology annotation, biological process: microtubule-based movement. NCBI's taxonomy places the organism in Eukaryota, Metazoa, Chordata, Actinopteri, Pleuronectiformes, Pleuronectidae. The transcript has 17 exons.